ACAGCUGCGCUCGUCAUAUCAAAUAGAAGAAAAUUCUAAGCCGUGUCAAUUUUUCUUGCCUAUAGAAUUUUUAGCUUCUGAGUAAAACAAUAGUUCAUAUUAUUAUUUUUCGUAGAAAGUGCACCGUGAAAUGUAAAUUGUGUAAAAAGAUAUGCAUGUUUUCUGUUGCCAGCAAAACUCGUGCUAAUUUUGCAAUAAGUUCACUGCAAACAGUAACCCCUCCAAUUAGAAUUAGAACAACAAAACCAAAAAAAACAAGCGCUUCAGUCCGGACGUUCUGUCGUCGCUAGCGCAACGUUUUCAUCGGCAACGUCUGCAUCGAGGAAGUAGUUAACGAAAAAAUAGUGAUAUUGACGAAACCAGUGACGCAGCUGCGGCGAGGGCAUUGAAGACAAAUCGAAGAAAAAUACCAAGCCAAACCUUUAUUAUAUCGUUUGGGAAAUUGCAUAAAUAUUUGAAAUCUUCUCAUAUAGACUGAUAAAGGCAUCAAGCGCAUUAAAAAAGCAUGCCUUCAAAAAAGAAGAAAUACAAUGCGCGUUUCCCGGCGGGUCGCAUCAAGAAAAUAAUGCAGAGUGACGAGGAAAUAGGAAAGGUCGCACAAGCUGUUCCUGUCAUAAUUUCAAGGACAUUAGAACUCUUUGUGGAAUCGCUUUUAACAAAGACACUGAGGAUUACUAAUUCGCGGAAUGCAAAAACUUUAUCUACAUCCCACAUGAAGCAGUGUAUUAUGUCUGAGCAGCGCUUUGAUUUCUUACGUGAACUUGUGAAAAAUGUACCCGACAUAAGUGUGGCAGAAGAAGCUGCCAACUAUAAUGAAGAGGAUGGCCAGAGUUCUCCCGAAGAUGUUUAUCCCGAUUCGGAUACUCCAUAUGAUCUUAGCAUGCCAUCUACAUCAGGCGGCCGCAACAAUAAUCGUGGAGUUGCCGCAACAAAGGCCAACGGUGGUCAAACAAAUUACCAGUACAAACAACAAUACCAACAACCGCCACAAAACGGUAGUGGCAAUGAUUCUGGUAUGACUGAAACAGAUUUAAGACAACGUAUGCGUCAACGUAUUAGUGGAACACAAAGUGUCAUUAUGCAUACUGCAUCUGUGGUACAAUCACAAUCAGCAGCGGCGACACCACUACCUGCUACAGCGAGCCACACAACUUUGCCGUCCGCGCAACGUGGCGUUCACGGAAAUUAUGUUCAACCACUAAAAUUAAUGCGUUCCGAAUCAUCGCCUGCUAAUGCAGCCCAGCACAUGUGGCAUAUAGCACCAAAUGCUGCAACCCCACAGCAACAGGGGCAAGGGCAACAGAAACGGCUUCGGCAUCAGGCGCAGUCAGUAGCGUGCAGCAACAAUAAUGACAACUGCUUCGACUCAUCGCCGCCAAAGCGUCAAAAGUGUGAGCCAACAACACAACAAACACAUUCACAAACUGCCAUACCCGCGCCUGUUUUCAGCUACGAUCUUUGCAAUAAGCCCAUUGUAAAGAUAGACUACAGCAAUCUGCCGCUAACACCUGCCAUUAGGGGCACCAGUGAACAGCUCAACACAACCGCAGCCAUAGGCAACUUAUCGUUGAGCGCACCUGUGAGGAAUGCGAGCUUCAAUUUUAGUGUUGACGCACCCAUCAUCAAUAUCGAUUUGUCAAACAUUGUAACGACCUGCGUUGAGAGCAAAAAAACAAAAGGUAAUAAUGUGCCCGCCCCAGCUGUUGCAACAAUAAGCAUUGGUGCCUUGCCGGUUGAAUUGGCAAAUGCUGGUGCAACGCAACCUACAAGCACGGGCAACAUUUAUGGCAAAAUUGGAGCUGAUAAAGCAUCAUCUACGUCCACUACUCCGCCCUCAAUUCAAAGUACUGAUUCAAAAACGGACUCUAAUACCACAACCGUCGAUAGUACGUCAUCGUCAGCUUCGUCAUCCAGCUGCUCACCAUCAUCAUCGUUUGCGUCGACUUCAGCCAAUAGUCAACAGGGUGGAAAUAAAGCCAUGCUAAAAGCAUCAACUGAUAUAAUGGCAAAAAUGACUGCGCCAAGAAAAAAUGCACUCUCGGCAACGUGUAAAAAUUCAAACUCGUGUUUCGAGUUAGACGAAGACUAUGACAAUAUUUGAAUAUAAUGUUUUUAGUUUUUAAAACUUAACUAUUGUGUUAAGGAUUUUUCCUUUUUUUUAAUAAAUUCAGACUACCAAAAAAAAAAGUUGAAGAUCUCUUGCAUU
Rhagoletis pomonella (apple maggot) is the source of this 2206-nucleotide messenger RNA. It is a transcript of the gene NC2alpha, whose product is annotated as probable serine/threonine-protein kinase nek3. The record is from RefSeq and is a predicted model, not a curated record. The coding region runs from base 506 to 2101 and encodes 531 amino acids. Gene Ontology annotation, biological process: positive regulation of transcription by RNA polymerase II; negative regulation of transcription by RNA polymerase II; transcription by RNA polymerase II. Lineage: Eukaryota; Metazoa; Arthropoda; Insecta; Diptera; Tephritidae. The transcript is spliced from 3 exons. Gene Ontology annotation, cellular component: negative cofactor 2 complex; nucleus. Gene Ontology annotation, molecular function: core promoter sequence-specific DNA binding; transcription coactivator activity; protein heterodimerization activity.